AUGGCUCUAGACACCCAGUACUACGAGAAAUGGCGCCACUUGUCUCUGAGAAACCUUCCGAAAGCCAAGGCUGCACUCACCGCAGCAAGAACAGCUGCAAAUGCUGUUUAUGUGCCUCCAGCUCAGCAGGGCGUUAAUUCACUGGCGGAUCCAGCAGUGGGAUCCUCCAUGCAGAAGAGAAGGAUUACAAAAUUGCUUACAGUUAUUUCUAUGAGAGCUGUAGCCGAUGCUUAUUCAAAACGGUCUCUGAAGCUCUUUGAAAUUUGUCUUCAGAAUUUCAGGCCCCAACUAGAGGAAGACCCUAUGCAUCUCUCUUCCCUGUAUGACACACUAUUGGAGCAGAAUCUUUGCAGGUUGAUCGAGCCUUUCUCGAUGGUCGAGAUUGCUUAUCUGGCCGACCUGAUCCAAUUGCCUGUAGACCAUGUUGAGAAGAAAUUGUCUCAAAUGAUCCUGGAUAACAAAUUUUUAGGAACUUUAGAUCAGGGAGUUGGAUGA
This is a messenger RNA of Cornus florida, 495 nucleotides long. Its product is annotated as 26S proteasome non-ATPase regulatory subunit 11 homolog. The record is from RefSeq and is a predicted model, not a curated record. Gene Ontology annotation, molecular function: structural molecule activity. Gene Ontology annotation, biological process: ubiquitin-dependent protein catabolic process. The transcript is spliced from 2 exons. Lineage: Eukaryota; Viridiplantae; Streptophyta; Magnoliopsida; Cornales; Cornaceae. The coding region runs from base 1 to 495 and encodes 164 amino acids. Gene Ontology annotation, cellular component: proteasome regulatory particle, lid subcomplex.